CAAGAGACUCCUGGGUCGACACGUCUCCCGUCGGUAUCGAGUUCUAGAACGAGAGCCGAACCGUCUCCGAAAGCGGUUCACCCAAUAGACUGCCCCUCUCUUUUUCUCUCCCUUCUCCUCCCGUCACGAUAUUGAUUAAUCGAUUAAUCGACUAAUCAAUCAAUCAAUCAUGGAGCCCGAUGAUAUGAUUCCAUGAUCCUUGUAUUCGCAGCGACCCGUGUUUCUGGUUUCAUCUAUUUGUUUAUUUUCAUUUAUCGGUUUCCUCUUCGAGGAACACCCCCGGGAACCCUGGGCGGGAGAAAUUUAAGAUUAUCCACUGUAUGGCUGGCCACGUGUGGAUGUUCCCGGGGAUUCCAUAUAUUGCGAGACAGGGGGUAGCAUCGGUUGAUAGGUGUCUGACCUAGGUAUCGUCUCGUUUCUUCAUGUACAGAGUCUGGGGAUAUGUUGGUUUGUUUUUAUGGUUUACGCCUCGUUAUGUUUGUUGUAUGUUGG
Aspergillus candidus is the source of this 492-nucleotide messenger RNA. RefSeq lists its product as uncharacterized. The record is from RefSeq and is a predicted model, not a curated record. NCBI's taxonomy places the organism in Eukaryota, Fungi, Ascomycota, Eurotiomycetes, Eurotiales, Aspergillaceae. The coding region runs from base 193 to 378 and encodes 61 amino acids. The transcript has a single exon.